UUCGCGGAUUUCGCGAUUGGCGGUGAAUGACCCAGAGUGAUAUCAAGCCUAUCACCCACGUUUUUGGGUGGUACCCAUUUUUUUUUAACGUUUUAGAAAACAUUUCUCAUAUCUUCGUGCCAGGGGGUUCAUCACUGUAGACACAAUUAACUUUGCGCCCAGGUGCUUCAUCGAUGAACAACGACAGAAGGACCUAGAAAACAAAGGAGAGAGAUCCCAUACUAAACCAACUCUAACCACGCUUACAACGUAAUUCAUGGUAACAUUUUACAUUUUGAGAAAGAAAAUCUUGAUCGCUGAAUCGGAGAAAAUUAUUGAUAUAUUUGGAAGGGCAAGUUGAUAAUAUUGCGCAAGACAAACCCAGGCCAAGAGUUUUCAACUUUCGUCGCAAUACGUGCAAGCUUCUUUGUGAGGACUUAGGCGGGAAGUGUUUGCUCUUGUUGGAAAGCUGUUUAUUUUUCUCUCAACAACACUUUCGCGGAAUGCCAUUACCCGCAGAGGUUAAAGGGCUGAUAUUUGAUUGUGACGGGACAUUGCUGGAUACGAUGCCUUUACACUGGAAGGCUUGGUGUGCAAUCUGCAAGGAAACUGGUUUAAAGUUUGACAAGGAGAGCUUCUUCGCUCUUGCAGGAGUACCUGGGAGAGAGAUUAUUCGCGAACUAGCAAACCAGCAAGGGAUCAAUUUAGAUCCUCUCGAAGUGUACGCUAGGAAGCGAUCUUUCUUCCUCAAAGGACUACAAUCUGUGAAAAUAAUUCCUUGCGUUGUACGCUUUGUUUUGGAGGCUCGACGCCUUGGUAUUCCAACAGCAGUAGCAUCAGGGAGUUCCCGUGUUCAAGUCGAACAAGCUCUGAUAGAAGCUGGGAUUCGUGACUUGUUCGACGAAAUUGUUGGAAACGAAGAUUAUCAGAAUGCGAAACCUCAUCCUGACGCAUUCCUUACAGCUGCAGAAAGAUUGGGUAUAAACCCUCACGACUGCUGGGCGUUUGAAGACUCGGACAUUGGAAUUGAAGCAAUAAAAAGAGCUAACUUUGCCAAAUUUGUGGAUGUGCGGCUUCUAGAAGGGUAUCCUGUGGAAGGUAGAUUUGAAAGUAAAGGCUAGGGAAUGAGCAUUCCUGAAAUGAAGAAACACAAGCCACGUUGUGAGGUGCUGACCAGUCCAGAUGGCCCCCACAAGUUUCAAUGCUGACCAGGACUGUUUUAGGGUUAGACUGCAGAGCCUCCUCACUAGCAAUCAUAGAUGACUGUUAAAAAUUUGCAUUUUUUUGAAUUGGAGAAUUCAC
Messenger RNA from Pocillopora damicornis (cauliflower coral), 1281 nucleotides. RefSeq lists its product as uncharacterized. The record is from RefSeq and is a predicted model, not a curated record. NCBI's taxonomy places the organism in Eukaryota, Metazoa, Cnidaria, Anthozoa, Scleractinia, Pocilloporidae. Gene Ontology annotation, molecular function: sugar-phosphatase activity.